Molecule: messenger RNA, 3192 nt
Organism: Candida tropicalis MYA-3404
Lineage: Eukaryota; Fungi; Ascomycota; Pichiomycetes; Serinales; Debaryomycetaceae
Gene: ISW2
Product: DNA translocase
Exons: 1
Coding region: 1-3192 (1063 amino acids)
Biological process (GO): nucleosome organization; regulation of transcription by RNA polymerase II
Cellular component (GO): nucleus; chromatin
Molecular function (GO): ATP-dependent chromatin remodeler activity; DNA binding; ATP hydrolysis activity
Source: RefSeq, a predicted model, not a curated record
AUGACCGAUCUGCGUCGAAGACAUUCUUCAACUAUCACCAAUGGUACAGAUUUUGAGAAUGAAACCCCGGAUGAAAGAAGAAAGAGAUUUUUGUUAGAGGUUGAUGCAAAACAUGAAAGAGCUCAUGAUAAGGACGAUUCCACCAAAAGAUUUAAAUAUUUAUUGGGCUUAAGUGCAUUGUUUAGAAAGUUCAUCAAUCUCAAUGCUUCCAAGGAUCCAGCAUUUAAGAAGAGAAUCAGAGAAAUUGAUAGUAAGACAUCUUUUAAAGAGUCCACCAAAAAGGGAAAGAGUUCUAGAAGAAGAAAAACCGAGAAAGAAGAAGACGCAGAGUUGUUACAAGAUGAGGAACACCAAGAUGAUGAAGAUCAUCAACACACUGUUUUAACAGAGUCACCUUCAUAUGUUAAAGAAGGUAAAUUGAGAGAAUAUCAAGUUCAGGGUUUAAAUUGGUUGAUUUCUUUAUACGAAGACAGACUUAGUGGGAUAUUAGCUGAUGAGAUGGGGUUGGGUAAAACUUUACAAACAAUUUCCUUUUUGGGUUACUUGAGAUAUAUCAAACAUAUUGAUGGUCCAUUUAUUAUUAUAGUUCCCAAAUCUACAUUAGAUAACUGGAGAAGAGAGUUUGCCAAAUGGACCCCUGAUGUCAACGUUGUUGUCUUACAGGGUGAUAAAGAAGGAAGAGCCAAGAUCAUCAAAGAACAGUUAUACACAGCACAAUUUGAUGUAUUGAUUACCUCAUUUGAAAUGGUUCUUCGUGAGAAAGGUGCUCUUCAGAAAUUCAGAUGGGAAUACAUUGUUGUUGAUGAAGCACAUAGAAUUAAGAAUGAAGAUAGUUCUCUUUCCAAAAUAAUCAGAUUGUUUUAUUCCAGAAACAGAUUAUUGAUCACUGGUACACCAUUGCAGAAUAACUUACACGAACUUUGGGCUCUUUUGAAUUUCCUUCUACCGGAUGUGUUUGGUGAUUCUGCUCAAUUUGAUGAUGCAUUCGAAAAUCAACCCACCGAGGACAUGACAGAAGAGGAAAAAGAAAAGAAACAAGACCAAGCUAUCCACGAAUUACAUCAAUUGUUGAGUCCAUUUUUACUUCGUAGAGUUAAAGCUGAUGUUGAAAAAUCAUUAUUGCCAAAGAUUGAGACCAAUGUGUAUAUCGGUAUGACCGACAUGCAAGUUGAUUGGUACAAAAGAUUGUUGGAAAAAGAUAUCGAUGCGGUCAAUGGUGUUGUUGGAAAACGUGAGGGUAAAACAAGACUUUUAAACAUUGUCAUGCAAUUGAGAAAAUGCUGUAAUCAUCCAUACCUAUUUGAUGGAGCUGAACCGGGUCCACCAUAUACCACAGAUGAGCAUUUGGUGUUUAAUUCCGGUAAAAUGAUUAUUUUGGACAAAAUGCUUAAGAAAUUUAAAGCAGAAGGAAGUAGGGUAUUGAUAUUUUCUCAGAUGUCAAGAUUGCUUGAUAUAUUGGAAGAUUAUUGUUAUUUCAGAGAGUAUGAGUAUUGUCGUAUUGAUGGUUCGACUUCUCAUGAAGAUAGAAUUGAUGCAAUUGAUGAGUAUAAUUCACCAGAUUCAGAAAAGUUUAUCUUUUUAUUAACCACUCGUGCCGGUGGGUUGGGUAUCAAUUUAACUAGUGCUGAUAUUGUUAUCUUGUACGAUUCUGACUGGAAUCCACAAGCUGAUUUGCAAGCCAUGGACAGAGCUCAUAGAAUUGGUCAAAAGAAACAAGUCAAGGUUUAUCGAUUUGUUACCGAGAUGGCCAUAGAAGAGAAGGUGUUGGAAAGGGCUGCUCAAAAAUUAAGAUUAGAUCAAUUGGUUAUUCAACAAGGAAGACAAAUGAAUGCAAACAAUACCAUUGGUAACAGCAAAGACGAUUUGAUUGGUAUGAUUCAACAUGGUGCUAAACAAGUUUUUGAAAGUAACAAGUCAACAAUGUUGGAUGAUGAUAUUGAUGCUAUCUUGAAACGUGGGGCCGAGAAAACAGCUGAACUAAACAAUAAGUUUAAUAAACUUGGUCUUGAUGAUUUACAGAAUUUAACUUCUGAUGCAUCGCCAUACACCUGGAAUGGACAAGAUUAUGGUAAAAAAGAUAACAACGGAUCUGGAUUCCAAUGGAUCAACCCCUCAAAGAGACAAAGAAAAGAAUUGACUUAUUCAGUGGACAAUUACUACAAGGAUGUAUUGAAACCUACAGUUCAGGUCAAAGAGAAGGUUGUGAAGCAACCGGUGAUUAAGCCAAAGGCACCAAAAUUGUACAAUAUUCAAGACCACCAAUUCUUCGAUGAAAAGUUGGUGACAUUGCUUGAGAGGGAACAACUUGCACAUAAACGAGAGAUCAAGUAUCAGUAUUCAGUUGAUGAUUUUGGUGAUAGUGACGAAGAGUUCUUGGAACAAGAAGAUGAAGAUGAUUUGACACGUGAUGAGAAAAGGAAGCUUGCCCAAGAAAAAAUUGAUACUGCUGUACCAUUAACAGAAGAAGAAAUUGCAUUAAAAGAAAAGCUUCUUGGAGAAUGUUUCCAUACUUGGUCUAGAAGAGAUUUUACAAAUUUCAUUCAUGCGACUGCCAGGUAUGGACGUGAUGCAUUUUCAAAAAUUUCCAAAGCUCUUGGAAAUAAAUCCAAAUCAGAAAUUAAAAAGUAUGCAAAGAAAUUCUGGGAAAGUUACCAACAAAUAGAUGGCUAUGAGAAAUAUUUGGCACAAAUAGAAGCCCUGGAGAAGAAACGAGACAAAUUGAUGAAUCAACAGAGAUUAUUGGCCAUAAAGAUGGAAAAUCUAGAUGAUCCAUUGGAGGAUUUGAAAAUCCAAUACCCACCAAACAAUUCUAAAAGGGUUUAUUCCAAGACUGAAGAUAAGUUUUUGUUAUAUUGUGUCCACAAGUAUGGCUUAUCUACAGAAAACUUGUAUGAAAAGAUAAAAGAAGAUAUUUUAGCCAGUGAUAUUUUCAAGUUUGAUUGGUACAUAUUAUCUCGAACCCCACAAGAAUUGGGAAGAAGAAUAAGCACAUUAUUAUUGGCCAUAUCUCGUGAGAUGGAAGGUCCACUACAUGGAAAGAAAAGGAAGGCAUUUACUGGAUCUAAUACAAGCUCAAGGUUAAGUUCAGUAGAACCACAACAUAGUAUUAAUGGGGAGAAGCGAUCUGCUGAACCCGUAGAAACACCCGAGUCAACACCGACAAUUAAAAAACUCAAGACAGAGCCAGUUUGA